AUGGCGGAAAACACUUUGGAAUCGAUUGCAACAUGCUUAGAAAGGUCUCUCUCGCCACAGUAUGCGAGGAUCGCUGAACAACAGUUAAAAGACAUCGAAAUGUUACCUGAAUUCUCUGUCAAUUUAUUGAAGAUCAUAUCGGCUGCCCAAGUAAAUAAUUCAAUCAGAUUAUCUGCUGUCAUUUUCUUGAAGAAUUUGAUCAAACGGAAAUGGGUCAAUGAAAAUGGUGAUCACUUACUUCCUGUACUGGAUGUCGAAUAUUUGAAAACCGAGAUGUUGAAUGUGAUGGUCAAUUUACCAAACAACUUGCAAGUGCAAAUAGGUGAAUGUAUCGCCAUCAUUGCCGAGCUGGACUUCCCUCACCGUUGGGGUAGCUUGAUUGACGACUUAAUUUCGAGGUUUUCCACCUCAGACUUCAAAACGAACAAGUCUAUCUUGUUGGUAAGUCACUCUAUCUUCAAAAAAUGGAGACCUUUAUUCAGAAGUGAUGAACUUUUUAUGGAGAUUAAAUUAGUGUUGGACAACUUUGCCGAACCCUUCUUGAUGUUGUUAACCAAAAUAGAUGAACUCAUUGAUACUAGUCUUGCCCAGAGAGACCAGGCCAAUUUGAAGAUUUAUCUUGAUAACUUGCUACUUUUGAUCCAGAUAUACUAUGAUUUGAACUGUCAAGACAUCCCCGAAUUUUUCGAAGAUAACAUGAUGAAUGGAAUGAAGAUUAUGCAUAAAUACCUUAAUUUUCUGUCCGACUUGAUUACUGACGCUGAUGAUGAUGAAGAAGUAGAUGUAAUUAUAAAGAUCAAGACGUCUGUCAUCGAAUUGGUAAACUUAUACAUCACCAGAUACACCGAAAUCUUUGAACCAUUGAUCGAGAACUUCAUUAAAAUUGUUUGGGAGUUGAUCACUACUUCUAUUACCAAGCAACAAAAGUUUGACUUAUUGAUUGUCAAAUGCUUGCAGUUCUUGACCCUAAUAAUAAAAUUGUCAAAUUACCAAAACAUCUUCAACAAUGAAGACAGCUUGAAUGAAAUAUUGAAGAAAAUCAUUCUCCCAAACAUUUACUUGCGUGAGGUGGACUUAGAGAUGUUUGAAGAUGAACCAAUUAAUUUUGUACGUUUCGAUGUUGAAGGAUCCGAGUUUGAUUCCAGAAGAAAGCUGGCGACCGAUUUUUUGAGAGAAUUGAAAGAAAUCAAUAACGAAUUACUCACAGACAUCGUUAUGAGAUAUGUUAAUAACUUUUUGGAAAACUCCAACGACAAAGCCAAUUGGCAAAGCAAAGAUUUGGCCAUUUACUUAUUCAGUUCAUUGGCUGCAAAAGGCUCAGUGACAAAUAUUGGAGUCACUUCUACAAAUGUUUUGGUCGAUGUGGUUAAGUUCUUUUCUGAAAACAUCUCCAACUAUUUACUUGCUGCUAAUACUGCAAGUAUUCACCCAAUCUUGAUUACUGACUCCGUCAAAUACAUUUUAAUCUUCAGAAACCAAUUGACCAAAGAACAGUUGUUGUCUGUCCUUCCAUUGCUUGUGUCACAUUUAACUAAUCCAAACCCGGUUAUUUAUACAUAUGCAGCUAUCGUUAUGGAGAAGUUAUUGUCUAUGACGAGCUUUGCAGAAGCUCAUGAAGUAAUUUUAAACAAAUUCGAUCUUCAACCGUAUUUGAAUGAUAUCUUAUCGAAUUUGUUCAAAUUAAUCACUUCAAGUUAUGACAAACCCCCAGAAAAGCUUUCCGAGAAUGAAUUUUUAGUGAAGUCAAUCAUGAGGGUAUUGAACACUUCUGAGGAUCUUGUCCCCUUUGACUUCAAAAAGGUUAUCAUCACUCAAUUGUUGGAUAUUUUAGCUAAAAUAUCCAAGAAUCCUGCUAACCCAAAAUUCUCUCACUAUAUAUUCGAAAGUUUAGGGUUAUUGGUCAAAUUCUCAUCUGAUGAUAAAGUAAAUGAGUUGAUAGUGUUGAUUUUGCCAAACUUGUUGAACAUAUUGAACGAAGAUGUUCAAGAAUUUGUUCCUUAUACAUUCCAAGUUUUGGCUUAUAUGUUAGAGAGAUUGCCAGGAAAUGAAUCACUGAAUCUUCCCCUGGAAUACACCCAGCUCAUUAAACCACUCAUGUCCCCAAAUUUAUGGCAAUUCAGAGGAAAUAUUCCUGGUAUCACCAGAUUAUUGAUUUCAAUUAUCAAAUAUGACUAUAAAGUGUUUAGCACUCAUGAAACCGUCACACCAUUAUUGGGAAUCUUCCAGAAAUUAAUUGCAUCGAAGCUUAAUGAGGUGUAUGGGUUUGAGUUGUUGGAGACCAUUUUGCUUUACAUACCUUUACGUGUAUUGGAAAAAUUCUUGAAAAGUAUUGCUGUAUUGAUAUUGACCAGAUUAAAAAAUUCCCGAACAGAGAAGUUCUUGAAGAGGUUCAUUACUUUUGUGUUUUCCAUUAGUUCGCUUCCUUUGAACAAGUCAUUGAACAUUAGGAACCCCGGGUUGAAUGCCAAUUUUAUCAUAACUUUAAUCAAUCUACCACAACCGGGUGUGUUUGAACAAAUCUUAUCCAACCUUGUAUUGCCUAAUCUUUCCAGUUUCCAAAAUUUACGUGAUAAAAAGAUCAAUUUGAUUGGAUUACUGCAGUUAGUCAACUCCGAUUUGAUUAACUCAACCCUCAAGAUCAUUUUGUUGGAACAGAUUGCUAAGAGCUCCACAAGCUUGAUGAGUUUAAACAAGGAUGUGAUAGCCAAUGCCGACGACUUGAAAAAUGUGGCACUCAGUGAAUUGGACUUGGAUGUGGGUUCUUUUGGAUCCAAUUUUUCGAAACUUGUGACCAUACAAGUAGAACCAUUUGACCCUCUCAGUGAAAUAAAGAAUAAUGACUUAAAUCAUAUUAAACAGAUUGUGAGCAAUGGGGUCAAAUUGGUAGAUGGUAGUAUUGUUAGCCAGAUUUCCCUUGAAUCCCAGAAUGCUUUACAAGUCCUCUUAUAG
This is a messenger RNA of Yamadazyma tenuis ATCC 10573, 2949 nucleotides long. RefSeq names its product importin-alpha export receptor (gene CSE1). The record is from RefSeq and is a predicted model, not a curated record. Gene Ontology annotation, biological process: protein import into nucleus; protein export from nucleus. Gene Ontology annotation, molecular function: nuclear export signal receptor activity; small GTPase binding. NCBI's taxonomy places the organism in Eukaryota, Fungi, Ascomycota, Pichiomycetes, Serinales, Debaryomycetaceae. Gene Ontology annotation, cellular component: cytosol; nuclear envelope.